This is a messenger RNA of Pleurotus ostreatus (oyster mushroom), 756 nucleotides long. RefSeq lists its product as uncharacterized. The record is from RefSeq and is a predicted model, not a curated record. The transcript is spliced from 2 exons. The coding region runs from base 1 to 756 and encodes 251 amino acids. Lineage: Eukaryota; Fungi; Basidiomycota; Agaricomycetes; Agaricales; Pleurotaceae.
AUGACUUCAUAUAAAGCUCAUAUGAGCUUCAUGUAUAAAUGUGGUAAACCGUCAGGUGCUCCCAGGACGCCCGCUAAUCACGACGAAGAACCGCUUGAAUCCGUUGAAGGUAAUCGACUUCUAUUCUUCAAUGUCAACGUCCUACCAAAGAACUAUGGGCAACUUGCGCCUUACGACUACUACGUUGAGCACUACAAGAAUCCUUGGGCCUCCGAUAACCACGUCGUCGCUUUUAAUCCAUGGAACGUCAAGAUAAUCUAUUUGCAACGGAUUCGCAUCGAUAUCUUACAGUUCUUUCGCGAACUUAUCUACUACGUCUUCACUCCGGAAUUUCGACGUUUCAUCGACAGUCCACAAGCACCUAGUGACAUGCGACACUACUUCUACCAUCAUUGCGCCUUCUUUCGAUUCUUGGACUACCACAUUCCCCUCUUUCAAGGCUUUUCCUGCGAAUGUAUUCACCCUGAAGUCGGAUCGUCGCAUACUUGGACCGAACGGCAGCCUAAUCCACCUCGAAACCCACUCCUCACCGCCGAAGAAGACGAAUUCCUUCACCAUAUCAGCGAAUACUUCGAAUAUCAAGAGGUUAUACAAAUGGCAAACACCUGUCGUCACUUACGUGAAAUCUCUUACUUCCUAUCUUCUCAUGUCCGCAGCCUCUUCGUUCAUGGAUACCUUGAUCCCGACUACAUUUUCGACAGUCAGAAUAAUCGGCGCGCCAUUAUGUGGUGCAGAGAUUCCCUCGCCGCUUAUUGA